Molecule: messenger RNA, 635 nt
Organism: Lobosporangium transversale
Lineage: Eukaryota; Fungi; Mortierellomycota; Mortierellomycetes; Mortierellales; Mortierellaceae
Product: Rhodanese-like domain-containing protein
Exons: 2
Coding region: 69-539 (156 amino acids)
Cellular component (GO): nucleus; cytoplasm
Molecular function (GO): protein tyrosine phosphatase activity
Source: RefSeq, a predicted model, not a curated record
UUUUAUUUUUACGCUUUUAAUGUUAUAUUGCUUCAUAUUCGGACUCCUGCACUUACAUCAAAGCAGCCAUGUCAACUUCUACUCAUCAGAAACCAGAGUUCGUCGAACAGGAGGCCCUAAAAACCCUUCUUGAAGACAAGACUAAGGUUCCAGGAAAAGAUUAUCUCGUAAUCGAUGUUCGCGAUGAGGAUCGCAUUGGAGGCCACAUCCCAGGAAGCGUGAAUAUCCCUUCAAAGCAGCUUCCUGAUCGACUUCCCCAACUGGUCGAGGAAUACAAGGAUGUUCCGACGUUGUUCUUUCAUUGCGCAUUGUCUCAAGUUCGGGGCCCUAAAGCCGCAAAUCGCUGGUCAGAGGCCCUUGCUGAACGCGACGCAAAAUUGACGGCGACAGAGGCAGCGGCGGUCGAGGCGGCCAAUCGUGCUCCAAUUACACAAAAAGUUAACAUUUUGCGUGGAGGAUUUGGUGAAUGGCAACUCAAGCAUAAAGAUAAUAAGGAUUUGGUCGAGGCAUAUGAAGCUGAAUAUUGGGUCGAUAUCUAAGAAAACGUAACAAAGAACGAGAGGCAAGGAGUUUUUAAAAAAGAAAUCUAGAGCAUAGUAUACAAAACAAUAUAAAAGAUCCAGUGCGAAUCCAGU